AUGGCCCCGCACACUUUCUUCGCGCUUCCGGACGCGUCCGAGGACCCCAUCGUGGCGCUCAUGAACGCGUACGCCGCAGACCAGCACCCCGCCAAAAUCGACGUCAGCAUCGGCGUCUACAAGUCCGAGGAAGGCGACCCCAACUACGUGUUCCCCAGCGUCAAGGCCGCCAAGAGCAUCUUGGCCGCGGACGACCCCGGCCACUGCUACACGCAGAUGUCGGGCAUUCCUGCAUUCGUGGCGCAGGCGCAGAAGACGAUCUUUGGCGACAGCCACGCCGACGUGGCCUCGGUGCAGAGCGUGGCCGGCUCCGGCGCCUUGCACUUGGCCUUCGCGUUGCUCGUGGAGUUGGGCUUGACGGACUUCCACGUGGGCGAGCCCUGCUGGGGGAACUACCAGGGCAUGGUCGAGCAUGCGGGCGGGCUGUACAUCGCGUACAGCUACUACGACGCCGCCACGCACACGGUGGACUUCGACGCCAUCGUGCAUGCGUUGAGCUCUGCGCGCGAGGGCGCGGUGUUCGUGUUGCAGGCCGUGUGCCACAACCCCACGGGGCUCGACCUCACGCAGGCGCAGUGGCUCCGCGUGUUCGGCCUCAUCCGGGCCCGCAAGCUCUUUGCGCUUUUCGACAUUGCGUACCAGGGCUUUGCCAGCGGCGACGUGGACCAGGACGCGUGGGCCAUCCGCGAGGCGUGGCGCCAGGGCCUCGAGUUCAUGGUGUGCCAGAGCUACUCGAAGAACAUGGGUCUCUAUUCCGAACGCGUGGGGUGCACCCACGUGCGGGCCCGCGACGAGGCGUCCGCCCAGCGGCUCCGCUCUGCGUUGACACGCUUGGUGAGGACCGAGUUCUCCUUUGCGCCGGCGUUUGGCGCGCGGGUGGCGGCCAUUCUCCAGGAAAAUCCACAGGUGCGCCCGAUCUGGCUCCAGGACGUGCGGGACGUCACGGCUCGGCUCCGGGAUGUGCGGCAGAAGAUGCUCGAGACGUUUGAGGCGAUGGGCACGCCGGGCACGUGGGACCACGUGACGCGGGCCACGGGCAUGUUCUGGUUCACGGGCUUGAGCCGCGUCCAGACGCAGAAGUUGCAGGAGGAGCACCACAUCUAUGGCACGAGCAACGGCCGGGUCAACGUGGCGGGGUUGAACAACUCCAACAUCGCGCAGUACUGUGCUGCCGUGGACGCGGUGGUGAGGAAGUACCCGGGGCACUGA
Metschnikowia bicuspidata var. bicuspidata NRRL YB-4993 is the source of this 1209-nucleotide messenger RNA. RefSeq names its product Aat22p (gene AAT22). Gene Ontology annotation, molecular function: pyridoxal phosphate binding; L-aspartate:2-oxoglutarate transaminase activity. The record is from RefSeq and is a predicted model, not a curated record. Gene Ontology annotation, cellular component: cytosol. The transcript has a single exon. NCBI's taxonomy places the organism in Eukaryota, Fungi, Ascomycota, Pichiomycetes, Serinales, Metschnikowiaceae. Gene Ontology annotation, biological process: L-aspartate biosynthetic process. The coding region runs from base 1 to 1209 and encodes 402 amino acids.